AUGACGCGAUCUUUUUCUCCUCCUUCUACCUCCUACUCUAAUGCAAAUACCCUGGCACCAAGAAGAAUAUGGUGCACUCUAAUCUUUACAUUCGCACUCUUGGCGUGCGCGUUUGGACAAUCGACCGAAACGUUCCCGCCACCAGGCCAACCGGCGAAAUCGGGCACACCGGGGCAGUUUGAGCUGAUUGGGAGCAGUCUCGUGAGCGCGCAACAGAUAUUCCUUGGGACAGAGGAUAAGGUCUUCUUCGUAGAUAAAGUCGAGAACAACCCCGCUCAGAUCAAUGGCCAUCCCGCGUGGGCAUCUGAAUGGGCGACCGGUCCGAACACCCAGCGGCCCAUGGACGGCUUGACCAACGCGUUUUGUGCGGGCGGGAACGUGCUCGGCAAUGGCACAUGGCUGAACAUUGGCGGCAACCAAGCAGUCACGUAUGGCGGAGAGCCUGCCGAAAGCCAGCACGGCGGGGGUGCCUACGAUGAUCCCGAUGGCAGACGAUCCCUCUUAACACCCUGCGAUGACGGAAAUUGUGAUUGGACUCUGGCACGAGAUUUGACGACUAAUCGGUGGUAUCCUACGGUCGAAACUCUUGAAGAUGGCCACAUAAUCAUCCUGGGCGGCUGCAACGAUGGUGGAUACGUGAAUGACGCGCGUCAAACAAAUCCCACCUACGAGUUCUUCCCUUCGCGAGGAAGACCCAUCACCUCGCCCAUCCUCGUCAACACCCUCCCCGCGAACCUCUACCCACUGACAUGGCUCCUCCCCUCCGGCCGCCUGCUCAUCCAGUCGAAUUGGGCCACCGUGCUGCUGGAUUACAAGAAAAAUCGUGAGUAUGCGCUGCCGGAUAUCCCUGAUGCCGUCCGCACAUACCCUGCAAGCGCUGGGACGAUUAUGCUGCCACUCACGCCAGCGAAUAAUUGGACGGCGACGAUUCUGUUUUGUGGAGGGAGUAAUCUGCAGCCUGAGCAAUGGGUCGCGAAUUGGAAUAUUCCUGAGUUCAAAGCCUCGACGUCGUGUGUCUCCAUCUCACCCGACGUAUCGAAGCGGUACAUCAAGGAUGAUCCCCUACCGGAAGGCCGUUCAAUGGCGAACCUGAUCUUCCUUCCCACCGGACAAGUGCUAUGCAUUAACGGCGCAAGGACCGGAACGGCGGGCUAUGGUAAUCAGUCAUUCGCUAUAGGGCAAUCUUAUGCCGACAACCCGGUGUUUACGCCGACGAUCUACGAUCCUAAUGCCCCUGCGGGACAACGGUGGAACAGGGACGGGCUUGGUUCGAGUAAUGUUCCGAGGUUGUACCACUCUUCUGCUGUUCUUCUCCCCGAUGGUUCCGUCUUUGUGUCUGGUUCGAACCCCAACAGCGACGUCAACGUAGGCAAGGGAAUCAAGUACCCGACAGAAUACCGCACGGAGAGGUUCUACCCGCUGUAUUACAACGAGCGCCGCCCUCAGCCGGUCGGGCUGCUCAAGCAGAUUGGAUACGGGGGCGAGUCGUUCAAUGUGCACCUUUCCGCGGAUGAUUUGUUUGGGGACGUCGGAAACGUGAAGAACGCAACUGUCGCUUUGGUCCGGACUGGGUUCUCUACACAUGCGAUGAACAUGGGUCAACGCUAUCUACAGCUUGAGUCGACGUAUACCGGAUAUCCCAACGGGUCUGCGGUUCUGCACGUCAGCCAACUCCCACCUAAUCCAGCCAUCUUCGCUCCUGGCCCCGCGAUGCUGCACGUCGUCGUCAAGGGCGUGCCGUCCGUCGGACUCAUGGUCAUGCUAGGCAAUGGGCAGCUUGGGGAGCAGGAGACCAGGGCGAUCGGGGAUCUGCCCGAGUCCGCGAUUUUGGCGGAGGGUGACGAGGGGGCCUCGGAGAGCCAUAAUGGGAAUGGGGCGGUGGGGAGAGGGUGGGAUUGGAAGGGGUGGGUGUGGGUGGCAUUGUUGGGUGCUGUUUCUCUGUCGGGGUCAUCGAGAACGCGUCUUACGAAGGACCUGCGACCGAAUUCGAAAGCUGGUGUUUACCAAGUUGCGAGGGACCGAGACCGAGACCAAGGCCGACCACCAUACAAGUCUGAGGCAUCCCGUCCGUCGCGACCGCGGCUUACGAAGGACUACCGACCUGAUUCGCGUGAACCCACACAACAAGCAGCAAAAGACCGAUACCAAGAACGGCACCAGGCCAAACCGGAAGCACCGGGCCCACGUCGAUUCGAACGCGACUCGCUACCUCAUGUAGGGCGCGUGAUACCGAAGGAGGGGGAGAGGGAUACGAAUCGUCAGUCGCGUCCGCGUACGAGAGAACCCAUCCCGAAGCCGCGAGAUAAAUAUGGGUUUAAUUGGGAUGUUGACUUAGAACAACGGAGGACAAGGACUGAUCACAAGGAAGAAGCCUCGUCGCAAAGGGUGAAGGCUGAUCCACUGCAGAAGGAUUUGCCAACAGAAUUUACAUCGCCCCCACUGAUGCCUGGAAUUCUCUCCUGCUUGGAGGGCGCGAUCGGGGCCAAUGCGCGACCUACUCCCAUCCAGUCUCUGAGCUUGAAGUGGUUACUUGAGGAUUCAGCACAGCAGACAUCGUCUCCCACUACUACCUCCAGCUAUAAGCAAUUCCUCCUGGCAUCCGAAACUGGUUCCGGCAAAUCCAUCGCCUACCUCCUUCCGGUGCUUCAAGCACUAAAGAUGUCCGAGGCGCAAUCGCGUUCCGUUCAAUCUGGUGAGGAGGAAUUACCAUUAAAUCCCCGAGCUCUGGUCCUGGCCCCAACCCAUGAACUCUCGCGGCAGUUAUCUACGUUCGCAAAGGCUCUGAUACAUGAUGUCAAAUUGCGUAUCCUAUGUGCUAGUCGUGCUAAUACCAAAAACGGUCGACCCACCAGCACCACGGCCAGCAAGAUGACGGCCAAGCGCGAGGGGGCCGUUGAAGCAUCGGAUACACCAUCUUCUGAAGUCCAAGUGCAAGAACCGAAGAAGAGUUGGCCAGUGGAUAUGGUUGUGGGGACGCCCAACAAAAUCUUGGACAUGGUGAGAGGUAGGGGAUGGGAUCGGGAGGAGCAGGCCGAGGAGGAAGAAGAGGAGAGUGAACUAUGGGAGAGUGAGCAUGAGAAGCCUUUGCCCAGAGGCGUAGAGAGAUAUGGUCGAGGUGCACCGGAGAUGGGACUGGCCAACGUUGAAUGGGUCGUUAUUGACGAAGCGGAUGUUCUCAUGGAUCCUGAUUUCCAAGAAACGACUCUGAAGAUUCUGUCAGAUAUUUCCGCUGCCCGUGGACGUCCUAUCACCCCUGCAGACGAAGACUCCAAUGGAUCAGUCCCCGCUGUUGAGUAUCCUUUCAACCUCGUGCUGACCAGUGCAACCAUCCCCUCUGCCCUUGCCACAUAUCUCGACACACACCUCCCCAAGCUCGUGCGGUUGGUUUCCCCUGGUGUUCACCAUCUUCCCAAGACGCUUCAAACCGAGUUCAGCGCCUGGACAGGCGGAAAUAAGUAUGCCGAUAUCGAGCAUCGUAUACGCCGCGUCUGGGCUGAAGAUGCUACAACUGGAGGCAUCGGUGGCAAGCGUUCAAACCCAUUAGGCGAACACGGUCGAACAUUGUCCAAGAUCCUGGUCUUCUGUAACCAAAAUACGAAAGUAGAUGCCCUAAGCGAAUAUCUUUUGUCCAAAGGCAUCAAGACUGUCGCGCUUACAAGCCAAGGCUCAGAGAGGAAGAAGGGCUCUAAUCAUCAUCUCGAUGGCUUCCUCAGGGUCCCCGCAAGCAAGGAACGCCAGGACUCUUCUAAAGAUACUGCCCUUGUCUCUUCGGAUCCAGCUCAAAUACCACAUGUCAUGAUUACGACCUCUCUUCUAUCGCGGGGCCUCGAUUUCUCUCCCGAUAUACGACAUAUCUUCAUUGUUGAUGAACCGAGGAACAUGGUAGACUUCUUGCACAGGGCUGGACGCUCAGGCCGAGCAGGCGAGCGAGGGAAGGUCGUUAUCUUCGGGAAGAUGAAAGGCCGCGGUAGCUCAAAGGCCAAGGAUGUCAGGCAGAGAGUGAAAGCUUUGAACUGA
Messenger RNA from Pleurotus ostreatus (oyster mushroom), 4017 nucleotides. RefSeq lists its product as uncharacterized. The transcript has 12 exons. The coding region runs from base 1 to 4017 and encodes 1338 amino acids. Gene Ontology annotation, molecular function: nucleic acid binding; ATP binding. Lineage: Eukaryota; Fungi; Basidiomycota; Agaricomycetes; Agaricales; Pleurotaceae. The record is from RefSeq and is a predicted model, not a curated record.